CAGCUGGCAGGGUCCAAAGGUACCACCAGCCUUCUGAGAAUUGCCAGCUGAUGUGAGCACCUGCAGGUGGAUUUCUUUAACAUGCAGCUGCAUUUGUAGAAAUCCAGGGUGGUGCUGCUGAACUGCAGGUAUGGGGCUCUCGGUCCAGUUGACAGCAGUGAUCUUCAUCUUGAUGUUGGUAUCUACACACCAUCCCACUACAGGUCAUAGCCACAAUCCACUGAUUGUCUUGGAUGAUUAUGAGGACAAUGGUAUUAGACUCAAAUGCGCCUCUGAGAGGUUGUUUUCUGAAGUUCAGGUGUUGUGGACAGACAGUAAAGGAGAAAAUUUCACUGGAACACCACUUGACACUGGCACCGUCAAUGCUCAUGCCAGCAGCUCCCUCCUUCUAAAACCAGGAUCUGGAAAUUCUGUGUCCUGCAAAAUAAUUGAUAAACUGCUGAAAACAUCAGCAGAGUCUUCAAUUGUCAUUGCAGAUGUCUUCUUCCCUGCCACCUCCCCUUGGAUGGCUGCUUUUGUCGUGAUACUUCUCUUGAGCAUAUUACUGGUUAUUGCUGCAAUGUAUAAACUCAGAAAGAACAACAAGACAACUGCUCGUGCAGAAAAUGCAAAACGUGAAAUUGAAAAAGAAAUAAAACAGCUCAAAGAUCAGCUGGCUGAGGAGCAGAACAAGUCACAGAAGGAAAUUCAGGAUGCAGAGAAUAAACUUGAAAAAGCCAGGAAUGAACUGGAAUUCAGGAGAGCUCGUAGCAAGGCAGUUAAUAUCACCCUGGACGAGAACUUCAAAGAUCCAAAACUCAUCAUUAAGGAGAAAAAUAGAGUCAAGUCUUCCAUUCAGAAAGAGGUCACACCUAAAUUGAUUGUAGUAGCUACUGAAGGGUUUUCGGAUGAAAUUCAUUACUGGGAAGUGGAGGUGGGUGACAAAUCAGAGUGGGAGCUGGGGGUUGUAAGUGAGGAGAUUAGAAAUACACUGAAGAGCAGCCAGUUGGAGUCAUCUCCAGAGGGGAUCUUCAGUCUUCAUUUUUCUGAGGGCAAAUACCAUCUGACUACUGGGGAGGAUGUAAGAAAUUUGAAGCACUGCACUGUGGUUGGUGUUUCCCUGGAUCAGGAAGAGUGUGUGCUUUCAUUCUAUAAUGUUGAGGAAAAGUGUCUUAUUGGGUCUAUCUCUCUUGAUUUUUCUGGGAAGCUGUACCCAUUCUUCAGUCCAGGCUCUGAUGACAAAUGGUUGGGGAUACGUUCUGUCAGCAUUCCAAACCCAUUACCCUCUCUAUGAAGCUCUUCCACAGGACCAAGAAGAGAUUAAUAUGUUGAUAAUAAAUCACAGAGGACACAAAAGGAGAGAGGAAGAAAAAAUGUAUUUUCAGCCUUCUUUAAAACUAUGCAUGAGAAAGAAAUACUCUCUAAAGUACCUCAAAGGUCUUCGUCUCCUGCUGAGAAUUAAUUUUGUAAAAGUCCAUACCUAUCAUAUGUUGCAAUUUUCUUGCAUUUCACCUGGACUAAAGAAGCAUGAAUUUA
Molecule: messenger RNA, 1515 nt
Organism: Dromaius novaehollandiae (emu)
Lineage: Eukaryota; Metazoa; Chordata; Aves; Casuariiformes; Dromaiidae
Product: butyrophilin subfamily 3 member A3-like
Exons: 12
Coding region: 131-1273 (380 amino acids)
Biological process (GO): protein ubiquitination; regulation of cytokine production; T cell receptor signaling pathway
Cellular component (GO): cytoplasm; external side of plasma membrane
Molecular function (GO): ubiquitin protein ligase activity; signaling receptor binding
Source: RefSeq, a predicted model, not a curated record